UCCACUCCACUCUCCUCCCCACCGCCGGCGCCGCCGCACCUCGUCCGACGAAGAUGAGGGAGAUCCUGCACAUCCAGGGCGGGCAGUGCGGGAACCAGAUCGGGGCCAAGUUCUGGGAGGUGGUGUGCGCGGAGCACGGGAUCGACCCCACCGGCCGCUACGCCGGCGACACCGACCUGCAGCUCGAGCGCGUCAACGUCUACUACAACGAGGCCUCCUGCGGCCGCUUCGUGCCCCGCGCCGUCCUCAUGGACCUCGAGCCCGGCACCAUGGACUCCGUCCGCUCCGGCCCCUACGGCGGCAUCUUCCGCCCCGACAACUUCGUCUUCGGCCAGUCCGGCGCCGGCAACAACUGGGCCAAGGGACACUACACCGAGGGCGCCGAGCUCAUCGACUCCGUCCUCGACGUUGUCCGCAAGGAGGCCGAGAACUGCGACUGCCUCCAAGGUUUCCAGGUGUGCCACUCGCUGGGCGGCGGCACGGGGUCCGGCAUGGGCACGCUGCUCAUCUCCAAGAUCCGGGAGGAGUACCCGGACCGCAUGAUGCUCACCUUCUCCGUCUUCCCCUCGCCCAAGGUCUCCGACACCGUCGUCGAGCCCUACAACGCCACCCUCUCCGUCCACCAGCUCGUCGAGAACGCCGACGAGUGCAUGGUGCUCGACAACGAGGCGCUCUACGACAUCUGCUUCCGCACCCUCAAGCUCACAACACCGAGCUUCGGCGACCUGAACCACCUCAUCUCGGCCACCAUGAGCGGGGUCACCUGCUGCCUGCGCUUCCCGGGGCAGCUCAACUCGGACCUCCGCAAGCUGGCCGUGAACCUCAUCCCGUUCCCGCGGCUGCACUUCUUCAUGGUGGGCUUCGCGCCGCUGACCUCGCGCGGCAGCCAGCAGUACCGCGCGCUCACCGUGCCCGAGCUCACCCAGCAGAUGUGGGACGCCAAGAACAUGAUGUGCGCGGCCGACCCGCGCCACGGCCGCUACCUCACCGCCUCGGCCAUGUUCCGGGGCAAGAUGAGCACCAAGGAGGUGGACGAGCAGAUGCUGAACGUGCAGAACAAGAACUCGAGCUACUUCGUGGAGUGGAUCCCCAACAACGUCAAGUCGACGGUGUGCGACAUCCCGCCGACGGGCCUCAAGAUGGCCUCCACAUUCAUCGGCAACUCGACGUCCAUCCAGGAGAUGUUCCGGCGCGUGAGCGAGCAGUUCACGGCCAUGUUCCGGCGCAAGGCCUUCCUGCACUGGUACACGGGCGAGGGCAUGGACGAGAUGGAGUUCACCGAGGCCGAGAGCAACAUGAACGACCUGGUGUCCGAGUACCAGCAGUACCAGGACGCCACCGCCGACGAGGAGGGCGAGUACGAGGACGAGGAGGACGACGCCGACCUCCAGGACUAGCCCCCGCCCUCUGCGAAAUCAUCCGUAUGAUUAUCAAUUAACGGUUCUCUUAUGUUAAUUUGAUUAUGGUUCUGUAGAAGUGUUGUGUCUUUCUUAGUGAGUGCUGUUGUUGAGGAGCAGAAAACUCAUGGAAGGGUGGUUGCUGAUGAGAUUGAGAUAGAUUGGUGUAAACAUCUUGCACAAUGGCGGUGUGCAACGCCCUGUUGCGUUCUACUCCAAUUGUAGUGUCUGUUUAUCUGGUGUCCGCGUCUAAUUGUCGUGUUAAAUCUAAAUGUAAUUCAGAGUUGCUUGUGUCUGAUUUCAGUUCAUGCUUUGUGCUA
This is a messenger RNA of Hordeum vulgare subsp. vulgare (domesticated barley), 1717 nucleotides long. Its product is annotated as tubulin beta-2 chain. Bases 54 to 1397 code for a protein of 447 amino acids. Gene Ontology annotation, molecular function: GTPase activity; structural constituent of cytoskeleton; GTP binding. Lineage: Eukaryota; Viridiplantae; Streptophyta; Magnoliopsida; Poales; Poaceae. Gene Ontology annotation, cellular component: microtubule; cytoplasm. Gene Ontology annotation, biological process: microtubule cytoskeleton organization; mitotic cell cycle. The transcript is spliced from 3 exons. The record is from RefSeq and is a predicted model, not a curated record.